AUGUUGUCGGUAUACGGUUUCUACCCAUCUGCUUCGUUCGACCCCUCUCAGUUGCAACGCCGCACCAAAAACUUGUUCUCUUUCUCACGAUCGGUGGUUGUCCGUCUAAAGUACCUCUGCCACUCGUCUUCACCACCGACGACACAGGGUUGUCAUCAGAGUUAUUUUUCACUGAACACCAGCCACCACGUUGACUUCCCCCUUCCGACGACUACUGACUUACUACUUUCGACCAUCACACCACCCACCACCACAGAAAAGAUCAUCAUUUAUAGAACACAUCACCCUCCAUUGGCACCUAUAAAAACCCACAAUACCCUCACUCUAAGCACUCAACACUCACCAUCAUAUUCUCCCUUGGACAAUCAAUUAGAUAUGACAGCAAAAUGCAGUGUUUUAUUAGUUCUUUUUCUUGCUAACAACCAUCUAUUGUCUACCAUAGUUAAUGGUUGUGAAACUACCCCCACCUCAAAAAGUAACGUAAACCCAAAUCCAUACACCAAUAUGAACCCUUACUAUAAUCCUAACCCUAACCACGAUUCCAACCCUAGUUCCACCUCCGAUUCCAAUCACAAUUCCUCUCCCUAUUCUAACCCUACUCCCAACCUCUCCAAUGCAAACCCAAACCAAAACCCAUCGACAAACAUUAACUCACCAUGGGCAACAUGCCCUAGAGACGCCUUGAAACUAGGAGUGUGUGCCAAUCUUCUUGGGGGGUUGGUUAGUGUUGAGGUGGGUUCGCCACCAGUAAAGCCUUGCUGCUCUCUUAUCCAAGGACUUAUCGACCUUGAGGCUGCUCUCUGCCUUUGCACUGCCAUCAAAGCCAACGUGUUGGGUAUCAAUCUCGAUGUACCACUGUCUCUCAGCUUGAUACUUAAUGCUUGUGGCAACCAUGUCCCAAAUGGCUUCAAGUGUGCCUGA
Lactuca saligna is the source of this 921-nucleotide messenger RNA. Lineage: Eukaryota; Viridiplantae; Streptophyta; Magnoliopsida; Asterales; Asteraceae. The record is from the annotation of a GenBank genome assembly.